Messenger RNA from Monopterus albus (swamp eel), 1482 nucleotides. It is a transcript of the gene mrm3a, whose product is annotated as mitochondrial rRNA methyltransferase 3a. Bases 69 to 1370 code for a protein of 433 amino acids. The transcript is spliced from 4 exons. NCBI's taxonomy places the organism in Eukaryota, Metazoa, Chordata, Actinopteri, Synbranchiformes, Synbranchidae. Gene Ontology annotation, biological process: RNA processing. The record is from RefSeq and is a predicted model, not a curated record. Gene Ontology annotation, molecular function: RNA methyltransferase activity; RNA binding.
AGCAAAGCUACAACUAGGGGCGCUAGUAUACCAAUCUAUUACACCAGAGAAGAAGAGAUGGGGCAAAAAUGGCUGCCUACAUGAGGAGUGUGUUGUGUCUUUUCCCCAUUGAGCUUGGUGCUUUUCUAACAAGGGGAAAUGGUAUAAUUGUGAAGUCACAACGGUAUGUACGCGGACUGAGGAGGAAACCUGUCAGGGUAUUGUUUUCAGAUACCGAAACGGGAAAAGUGGUCAAGGCCCCGCCAACCCAGGGUCGACCUGCAGAGCAAGAUGUCAGGAAGAAAGGGAAGGAGGUGAAAGUCACAUCUACAGCAAAGCAUGACGAAGAAAGUGGUUUUAUCAAAGCGAAGAGUAAUGUGCGAUCAACUACACAACAUGCCCACGUUGUUACAAAGGACCAAAUUGAUGGACUGCACUUCGAGAGGGCUUUCCCUGGAGACAAGAGAUUGGCGAGGUUAGUCAGUGUUGCUCGUUCCAGGACGUUUCGGGAGCACCAGGGUAAAAUUGUCCUGGAGGGCAGGCGUUUGAUCUGUGAUGCCCUGGAUGCUGGUGCCAGCCCACAGACGGUGUUUUUCAGUAUGGUGGAUCGACUCCGAGAGUUGCCCUUAGACAAGCUGAAAAGGGCCACUCUAGUUAAAGUCAAGUUUGAGGAUAUCAAAAUUUGGUCUGACCUGGUGGCCCCACAAGGGGUAAUAGCCAUAUUUUCUCGUCCAGACCCGUCACGGUUGAACUUCGCAAACAGAGGCCAUUCUGUGCCUUUGAGUUUGAUAUGUGACAACAUCCGAGACCCUGGGAACCUUGGAACUAUGUUGCGAUCUGCUGCUGCUGCUGGUUGCCAUAAUGUCCUGCUCACCAAGGGUUGUGUUGAUGCUUGGGAGCCUAAAGUUCUUCGUGCAGCAAUGGGCGCCCAUUUCCGCCUUCCCAUCUUUCCUAGUCUAAACUGGGAUGACAUUGAGAAUCAUCUCCCUACACCUGUGACUGUCCAUGUAGCCGACAGCAGCUGCGACGCUGGCAGAAGUAGAGAGACAGAAGAUUCACAAAUCAACAAGGAAAAAGACUAUGACUCUGAGUGGGAAUCUGAAGAUGAGGGACUAUCACUCCCCAGAGUGGACGCCAAGCGGUACCAUGAGAGCUGGGCUCAGAGUCCCACUGCUCUUGUGAUUGGUGGAGAGACCCAUGGUCUGAGUGUAGAAGCAGUGCAGUUGGCUGAGAAAACUGCAGGUCACAGGCUCUUUAUACCUGUUGUUCCUGAUAUGGACAGCUUGAACUCAGCCAUGGCAGCAAGUAUUCUUUUGUUUGAGGGCAGGAAGCAACUGUUAAAACUAAUGCAGACAUCUGAAAAGAAACUGAAGUCUCAAGCUGAGAGGUAGUUUUCAUAAUGUUCAGUCUAAAUAUGCCAGUGUGACUUAAAGUGUGUAUUUUACAGGAAUAACCUAUGUUUAACAUCCUAUAUCCUGUUGUGCUGAUAAUAAACUUCAACUG